Gossypium raimondii (Peruvian cotton) is the source of this 1492-nucleotide messenger RNA. RefSeq lists its product as uncharacterized. Gene Ontology annotation, biological process: protein localization to cell surface; attachment of GPI anchor to protein; proteolysis. Gene Ontology annotation, molecular function: GPI-anchor transamidase activity. The record is from RefSeq and is a predicted model, not a curated record. NCBI's taxonomy places the organism in Eukaryota, Viridiplantae, Streptophyta, Magnoliopsida, Malvales, Malvaceae. Gene Ontology annotation, cellular component: GPI-anchor transamidase complex.
AAACUUUACUUAACCUGGUAACGGCGUCGUUCGGCUUUUCUUCUCUGGUGCUGCUAGUUCAAGCUUUGCUGCAGAUUUCUAAAAUUGGAUUUAUCAUUCGUUUUCUUUGAUCAGUUAUUUCAUUGGAAACGAUAAUCGGCUGGAAUUCAAGAUGGAAACUUUCAUAAAUCCCAAAUCACUUUUUCAUUUACUUUUAUUACCAUGUUUGCUUCUCUACAGUUCAAUUGCAUACAAUUCUUCUCCUGUCGAAGCCGCCAUGCAUACUAACAAUUGGGCUGUCUUAGUUUGCACCUCUCGUUUCUGGUUUAACUAUCGUCACAUGGCUAACACUUUAUCCUUGUAUAGGACAGUUAAGCGACUUGGAAUACCUGAUGAGAGGAUAAUACUCAUGCUUGCAGAUGACAUGGCCUGCAACACUAGAAACAAGUACCCUGCUCAAGUUUUCAAUAAUGAGAACCAUAGACUCAACCUUUAUGGAGAUAAUGUUGAGGUAGAUUAUCGAGGUUAUGAAGUAACAGUGGAAAAUUUUUUGCGUGUUUUAACUGGACGUCAUGAGACUGCUGUUCCAAGAUCAAAGCGGCUUUUGAGUGAUGAAGGCAGUCACAUUCUUCUAUAUAUGACAGGGCAUGGGGGAGAUGAGUUUUUAAAGUUUCAAGACUCGGAGGAACUACAGAGUCAUGAUUUAGCUGAUGCUGUGAAACAGAUGAAAGAAAAGCACAGAUUUAAGGAAUUGCUGAUAAUGGUGGACACUUGUCAAGCAGCCACUCUCUUCAAUCAGCUUCAGUCCCCUGGCGUUUUGGCUAUUGGAAGUAGCAUGAAGGGAGAGAACUCGUAUUCACAUCACUUGGAUUCUGAUGUUGGUGUAUCAGUUGUGGACCGUUUCACCUAUUAUACCCUUGCUUUUUUUGAGAGGCUAAAUAUAUAUGACAAUGCCUCAUUGAGCAGUCUUUUCAGUUCUUACAAUCCAAGUUUGUUGAUGUUCAGAUAUUACCGCAAGGAUCUAUACAAGCGACGUUUGGAGGAGGUACCUGUUACAAACUUCUUUGGCUCAGUCAUGGAAACGAUACAUACUGAUGCAGCCUACAAAGCCCUUUCAAGGAGAAAUUCUGGCAGGUUUGAAGACGAAAUGUCUUUGGAUCAGUCAGUGCACCACAUCGAGAGAAGAAUGUUGAUAAAAGUAAAUGAUGGGUACGAAAUUCACGACAUUAACCCUGAGGGUGAAGAAGGUGCUUCUAAAUGUCCAUGGAGUACCUUCCGUAACAAGUUUCAAAAGGCUGAAAAUGUUGAUUCCUUAGUGAACUAUGGCUUGGUAGCAAUGAUUCCUUUGUUGGUGAUUUCGACAUGGCUGGUUCAGUGAUCUCUCUCAUUACACUUUCUAAAAAAAGGACUGUAUUUGCUAUAGCUUUGGUACAAAUUUGUUUACUCUGAAGCUUGUAUUCAUUGAUUUUGAUGAUAACUUUAAUGUUCAUCAACGCCUCUUUCUCCUGGCAAA